Molecule: messenger RNA, 1895 nt
Organism: Mus musculus (house mouse)
Lineage: Eukaryota; Metazoa; Chordata; Mammalia; Rodentia; Muridae
Gene: Actrt3
Product: actin related protein T3
Exons: 2
Coding region: 24-1133 (369 amino acids)
Biological process (GO): cytoskeleton organization
Cellular component (GO): cytoplasm; cytoskeleton; nucleus
Source: RefSeq, marked validated
GCAGAUGCAGCAGCACCAGCGGCAUGAGCGGCUACCAGCCACCAGUGGUGAUCGACAACGGCUCGGGAAUGAUCAAGGCGGGCCUGGCUGGGACCCGGGAGCCCCAGUUUGUCUACCCGAAUAUUCUGGGCCGGUCCAAGGGCCAUACGGCGGACAGCAGGCAGGAGCUGUGUGUGGGUGAUCAAGCGCAGGAGCGCAGGAGCUUCCUAUCCAUCAGCUAUCCAGUGGAACGGGGUCUCAUUUCCUCCUGGGGGGACAUGGAGAUCAUGUGGAAGCAUAUCUAUGACUACAACCUGAACCUGAACGCCAGUGAUGGCCCGGUCUUGGUUACAGAACCUGCGCUGAAUCCACUGGCAGACCGGCAACACAUCUCCGAAGUGUUUUUUGAGAAUCUGGGAGUCCCUGCCUUCUACAUGUCCGCCCAGGCGGUGUUGGCUCUCUUCGCUGCUGGCUUUACUACUGGCCUGGUGCUGAAUUCAGGAGCUGGGAUUACUCAGUGUGUGCCCAUCUUUGAGGGUUACUGCCUAUCUCAUGGUGUAAAACAGCUAAAUGUGGCAGGAUCUGACCUCACCAGCUACCUCAUGAUGUUGUUGAAGGGUGAUGGUAUCAUGCUGCUUAGAACCGGGGACAGGAAGGUUGUUACAGACAUUAAAGAGAAUGCUUGUUAUGUGGCGAUGAACUAUGAAGAUGAAAUGACCAAGGACUCUAACCUAGAGAAAAUAUACACCCUGCCUGAUGGAAAGACUGUCAAACUCCAUAAGCAGUUAUUUCAUUGCCCAGAGGCCCUCUUUUCUCCAUAUCUUGUGAAUGUUGAUGCUCCGGGCAUCGACAAGAUGUGCUUCGGCAGCAUAAUGAAAUGUGAUACAGAUCUCAGGAACUCCUUCUUCUCCAAUAUCAUCCUUUCGGGAGGAUCAACGUCUUUUCCUGGUUUAGAUAAGCGACUCAUUAAGGAUGUGGCAAAGCUGGCACCUGCCAAUACUGCCGUACAGGUUAUAGCUCCCCCGGAAAGGAAAAUAUCAGUGUGGAUGGGGGGUUCUAUUCUUGCCUCCUUGUCUGCCUUCCAAGACAUGUGGAUCACGGCUGCAGAAUUUGAAGAAGUUGGACCCAACAUUGUACACCAGAGAUGCUUUUGAAAUGCAGACAGAAUGAAAAAUAAGAAUGCUUUGAGUGUACAUAACAAAAUGCUUUGGGUGUUCUUAUUUGGGGAGGGUGAAAAGCAUUUCUGUUAUUGGGAUGGGCCACUUUCUUUGUAAAAAUGUUUUUGGUAGUUCUGGGAAUUGGACCUAGAGUCUCAGGACUGUUAAGUGCUCUACCACUGAACCAUAUUCCCUGCUGUCUUUUUUACUUGUGUUUUGAGAUAGGAUCUCCUGCUAAAUUGCCUAGGCUGGAUUUGAGAGCUUGUAACCCUUGUGCUUCAGUCUCCCAGGAAACUGGAAUUACAGGUUGCAAUUUUGGGCCUGGCUUUCUUGGAUUCUUCUGAACAGGGCAGGAAACAAUGUAACAAUAACGGUGGGUGUUGUAGGAGAUGAGCCACAGCUCAGAAAUCGCCACAGCUCAGAAAUCGCUGAACCGGUCCUUCUGCUGGGGAAUGGUUUUUAUUGUGAAUGUGAUAGGGAAAAGAAUCCAGACGCAUCUGGAAGAGUUCGAAGCAGAGAGAGAAGUAGACUGGGCAUGGGCGAGGUAGUCUGCAAGACAGUGUGAGAGAGCGGGGAUGGGGGGGUGGGGGUGGGGUGGGGAAAUCUUGCAGAUUCUGUCACGCCCAAAAGAACCUGGACAGAUGGCCGUCUGUGGUGCCUAAUCACAUAUCCCCAUUGAUAAGGUGGGACUGCUCAAGGUCAUUGGGAAGUUCCGUUGGGAUAAACGUGUUUAAAGGUACAUUAAAAUGCAACAAAGUA